Parasteatoda tepidariorum (common house spider) is the source of this 5099-nucleotide messenger RNA. RefSeq lists its product as uncharacterized. The record is from RefSeq and is a predicted model, not a curated record. NCBI's taxonomy places the organism in Eukaryota, Metazoa, Arthropoda, Arachnida, Araneae, Theridiidae.
UUGGAUAUAAAGCUGAAAAAAUUUCGAAUCAGUGCAAUUUGAGUUGGAAUGUACUUCUAAUACAUUCCACCAAUGGAUCUAAAAUUUGCAAUUAUUUUGCUGGCCUGUGCCGUUGUGGCAGAAUCCGGUUUUUUUCGUGAUAUUUUUACAAAGGAUCCGGUAACAAAAGGUAAAGAUGAGGCAAAAUCUAAACUUGGUAAACUAUGGGACAUAAUACCAGGUAAAGAUAUAAUCACGAUUCCAAAAAUAGGCGAAUUUAAUGCAUUUUUUCCUAAAUUUGAGAUUGGUGGAAACCUAGGGUCCUACUUAGGAAAAAUCAGCGAAUCCUUGAAAGGAAUGACUGAAAAUGGCCUGGACGCGUCUAUGGUUGGGGACUUAAACAACUUAAUGAAAAAUGUCAACGUUCUAGGUAACAAAAUGCCGAAUAAGAUGAAACUCAUGAAAUCAAUUUUUGGCUCGAGUAAAAUGUCCAUUCAAAACAAAAUAGAAUUUGCAAAAAGAAUAUUUGGCCUAGGGGGCCAAGACAAAGAUGUUUCGAAUAUCGACCAAAUAGCAAAGGUCAUUUCAAGCUGGGACGAUAAAAAGAGUUUAAUUCCAGAUUUCAAGGAUUUAUCUAAAUGGAUUCCAGGUGUAGGGGGAAAAGGCAUCGAUAUACCAUUUGUAGGAGACUUCUCCAAAUUCAUUCCGAAUUUUGAUAUGAAAGGAAAUCUUGGAUUAUACUUAGAAAAAAUUGCAGAAUCGAUAAAAGGUUCAGGUGGGAAAGACUUGCCAUUUGUCGGAGAAAUCGGGACUCUUAUUUCUGGAAUCGGCGGGAAUGAAGGAAACAUGCCAAAUAAAUUAAAUAUUAUGAAAAAAAUAUUUAGUUUGGUAAACAUGGAUAUUCAAAUGAAGAUAAAGCUAGCCAAGUGGAUAUUUAGUUUAGGACAAAAAGGCAUGGAUUUGCCGAAUAUGGAUAUUAUGCACAAAUUUAUAUCUAACAUCGGCGGUAACGGGAACUCACUUGCAGAUUUCUCCAAGAUGACGGAGUGGAUAUCAGGCUUAGGAGGUAAUAUUGAUAUUCCAUUCAUUGGAGAUCUGACCAAUUUUAUCCCAAGCUUUGAUUUCAGUGGAAAUUUCGGUUCCUACCUUGGAAAAAUGACUGAUUCUUUCAAAAAUUUGGAUGGAAAAGGUAUAGACAUGUCUUUCGUUGGAGAUUUGAAGAACCUGAUGAAGAAAGUUAACGAAAUUGGGGACAGAAUGCCAAACAAACUCAAACUUCUAAAACUAAUUUUCGGAAAAUCUAAGAUUUCGAUUCAAAAUAAAAUUGAUCUAGCAAAAAGAGUCUCUAACUUAGGAGGAGAAGACAAAGAUAUAUCAAGUAUCGAAAAAAUAUCGAAGUUUAUUUCUACCUUUGAUGAUAAAAAGAGUUUGAUUCCAGAUUUCAAGGAUUUAUCUAAAUGGAUUCCAGGUACAGGCGAAAAGGGUAUCGACAUACCGUUUGUGGGAGAUUUCUCUAAAUACAUUCCAAAUUUUGACAUGAAAGGAAAUCUUGGAUCUUACUUAGAAAAAAUUUCAAAAUCGAUAAAAGAGUUAGGUGGAAAUGAUUUACCAUUCGUCGGAGAUAUCAAUAAUCUUAUAUCUGGAAUUGGUGAAAACGGAGGAAAUAUGCCAAAUAAAUUAAAUAUUAUGAAAAAAAUAUUUGGUCUGGUAAACAUGGAUAUUCAAAUGAAAAUAAAAUUAGCAAAGUGGAUACUUAGCUUAGGAAAAAAAGGCAUGGAUUUGCCAAAUAUGGAUAUUAUGCACAAAUUUAUAUCUAACAUCGGAGGAAAUGGAAACUCACUUGGGGAUUUCUCUAAGCUGUCCGAGUGGGUAUCAGGUUUAGGAGGAAAUAUCGAAAUGCCAUUCGUUGGUGACCUGACCAACUUCAUCCCGAGCUUUGAUUUCAGUGGAAAUCUUGGUUCCUAUCUCGGAAAAAUUACUGAUUCUUUCAAAAAUUUAGGUGGAAAAGGUACUGACAUUUCUUUUGAAGAAGAUUUAACCGACAUGAAGAAGAAAGUAAAUGAAAUGGGUGAUAAAAUGCCAAAUAAACUUAACCUUCUAAAAGAUAUCUUUGGAAAGUCUAAAAUAUCUAUUCAAAACAAAAUAGAUCUUGCAAAACGAAUCUCUAAUUUAGGAGGGGGAGACAAAGAUAUACCAAAUAUCGAAAAAAUAUCCAAGUUUAUUUCUACCUGGGAUGAUAAAAAGAGUUUAAUUCCAGAUUUCAAGGAUUUAUCUAAAUGGAUUCCAGGUAUAGGUGAAAAAGACAUCGGCAAACCAUUUGUGGGAGACUUCUCCAAAUACAUCCCGAAUUUUGACAUGAAGGGAAAUCUUGGAUCAUACUUGAAAAAAAUUCCAGAAUCAAUAAAAGAUUUAGGUGGAAAAAACUUACCAUUCGUCGGAGAAAUCAAUAAUCUUAUAUCUGGAAUCGAAGAAAAUGAUGGAAAUAUGCCAAAUAAGUUAAAUAUUAUGAAAAAAAUAUUUGGUCUGGUAGACAUGGAUAUUCAAAUGAAGAUAAAACUAGCCAAGUGGAUACUUAGUCUAGGACAAAAAGGCAUGGAUUUGCCAAAUAUGGAUAUUUUGCAAAAAUUUAUAUCUAACAUCGGAGGAAAUGAAAACUCACUAACGGAUUUCUCCAAGCUGACAGAGUGGGUAUCAGGUUUAGGAGGAAAUAUGGAAAUGCCAUUCGUUGGUGACCUGACCAAUUUCAUCCCGAGCUUUGAUAUCAGUGGAAAUCUUGGUUCCUACCUAGGAAAGAUUACUGAUUCUUUCAAAAAUUUAGGCGGAAAAGGAACUGACAUUUCUUUUGAAGGAGAUUUAACCGACAUGAAGAAGAAAGUAAAUGAAAUGGGAGAUAAAAUGCCAAAUAAACUUAACCUUCUAAAAGAUAUCUUCGGAAAGUCUAAAAUAUCUAUUCAAGACAAAAUAGAUCUUGCAAAACGAAUCUCUGAUUUAGGAGGGGAAGACAAAGAUAUACCAAACAUUGAAAAAAUAUCCAAGUUUAUUUCUACCUGGGACGAUAAAAAGAGUUUAAUUCCAGAUUUCAAGGAUUUAUCUAAAUGGAUUCCAGGAAUAGGUGAAAAAGACACCGGCAAACCAUUUGUGGGAGACUUUUCCAAAUACAUCCCAAAUUUUGACAUGAAGGGAAAACUUGGAUCUUACUUGGAAAAAAUUUCAGAAUCAAUAAAAGGUUCAGGAGGGAAAAACUUGCCAUUUGUUGGAGAAAUCGGUAAUCUUAUCUCAGGAAUGGAUGGAAAUGAAGAAAACAUGCCAAAUAAAUUAAAUAUUAUGAAAAAAAUAUUUGGUCUGGUAGACAUGGAUAUUCAAAUGAAGAUAAAACUAGCCAAGUGGAUACUUAGUUUAGGACAAAAAGGCAUGGAUUUGCCAAAUAUGGAUAUUUUGCAAAAAUUUAUAUCUAACAUCGGAGGAAAUGGAAACUCACUAACGGAUUUCUCCAAGCUGACAGAGUGGAUAUCAGGUUUAGGAGGAAAUAUCGAAAUGCCAUUCGUUGGUGACCUGACCAAUUUUAUUCCUAGCUUUGAUUUCAAUGGGAAUCUUGGUUCCUACCUCAGAAAAAUUACUGAUUCAUUCAAAAAUUUGGGUGGAAAAGGUAUUGACAUGUCUUUUGUUGGAGAUUUAACCAAUUUGAUGAACAAAGUUAAUGGACUCGGAGAUAAAAUGCCAAACAAACUUAACCUCUUGAAAAAAAUCUUCGGAAAAUCCAAAAUGUCUAUUCAAAAUAAAAUGGAUUUUGCAAAAAGAAUUUUAGGCUUAGGAGGUGAAGACACUGAUAUAUCAAAUAUCGAGAAUAUUUCAAAAUAUAUUUCAGACUGGAGCGAUAAAAGUAGUCUAAUUCCAAGUUUUAAAGACUUGUCUAAUUUGAUUUUCCCCAAAAAUAAUAAGGAUAAAGGAACCAAUAAAACACUUGUAGACUACUCGAAAUACGUCACUAGCUUUGAUAAGAACGGAGAUAUUUUGUCAUACCUUAGAAAAAUUUCCGAAUCAAUUAAAGGCAAAGAUGCAUCAUUUGAUGAAGAGCUAGGACAUUUAAUUUCUGGAAUUGAUGGAAAUGAAAACGUCAUUCCAAACAAAUUAAAAAUUGUUAAGGAAAUUUUUGAAAAAGUGAGCAUGCCGAUUCAAGAGAAAACGAAACUGUCAAAUUGGGUUCUUACAUUAGGUGGUAGAGGAAGCGAUUUAUCAAACGUAGAUCUUCUGGAGAAUUUUGUAUCAAACAUCGACGGAGACGGAAGCUCGAUGGAAGAUUUCUCAAAAUUUACCGACUGGAUAUCGUCCUUAGGAGGCAAUACCGAAAUGCCAUUCAUCGGAGAGCUGUCUAAUUUCCUUCCCAGGCACGAUUUGAACGAGAAUCUCGGAACCUAUUUUAGAAAAAUCACCGAUUCUUUGAAAGACUUGGGUGGAGAUAGCAAGGAUGGAUUCGUCAAAGACUUAAACAAAAUGGUUAUUGACUUGGAGCAAAACGAGUCUGAAGUGCCAAAUAAAGUCGCUAUGGUGAAGGACAUAUUUCAGAAACCGAGUAUUUGCAUGAACAAAAAAUCAAAGAUAUCCAAAUUUUUGCUGGAAUUGGGUGGAAAGGACAAAGAUAUUGCCGAUUUCGAUUACGUAGAUGAUUUUGUUGAGAGCCUUCAGAACAUUAAAGACAUGUUUAAAAAAAUUACUGGAGACGAGUCCUAUCAACCAUCCUGCAGUGACUUUUGCAGUGCAAUAAGCGCUCUCGACAGUGAGCAUUUCCCGAGUGAUAUUUUAAAAGAUGUUAUUACUCCAUUAGAUGAUAAAACUAAGUAUUACCAGUUUUCCAACAGAUUGAUUUUGGAUGAUCUUGGAACAUCUGAAAAGAGUUUAUGCAAUUCUGUAUCUAUCGGUAGACAACUUCUUUCUGCUUAUAAGGAUUAUCAAAAUGACUGUAAAGUUCAUUGUACUUAUCAAAAUGAAGUAGAAGUUUUAAAUUCUAGAAAUGGUCUGCCAUGUUUUCAAGUUGGAGCUUAUGAUCUUGGGAUUUGUCACAAUGGUAGAUGUGUUGUUGAAGGUGUCGCAUAAAAGAAACAUCCAUUUGAAAUAAUCACAUA